Molecule: messenger RNA, 2425 nt
Organism: Vombatus ursinus (common wombat)
Lineage: Eukaryota; Metazoa; Chordata; Mammalia; Diprotodontia; Vombatidae
Gene: AGFG2
Product: ArfGAP with FG repeats 2
Exons: 12
Coding region: 16-1443 (475 amino acids)
Molecular function (GO): GTPase activator activity
Source: RefSeq, a predicted model, not a curated record
GGUGGGGGAAAAGCGAUGAUGAUGGCUGCGAAGAAGGGCCCGGGCCCCGGCGGCGGCGACGGCGCCGGCAAAGCGGAGGCGGAGGCGGCUUCGGAGGUGUGGUGUCGCCGGGUGCGGGAGCUGGGUGGCAGCAGCCAGGCCGGAAACCGCCACUGUUUCGAGUGUGCCCAGCGCGGGGUGACAUACGUGGACAUCACCGUGGGCAGCUUUGUCUGCACCUCCUGCUCUGGUCUCCUGAGAGGCCUGAAUCCCCCUCACCGAGUCAAAUCUAUCUCCAUGACAACCUUUACUGAACCUGAAGUGAUGUUCCUCCAAUCUCGUGGAAACGAGGUUUGCAGGAAGAUCUGGCUGGGUCUCUUUGAUGCGCAGACCUCCUUAGUCCCAGACUCCAGGGACCCUCAAAAGGUGAAGGAGUUUCUUCAGGAGAAAUAUGAGAAGAAGCGAUGGUAUGUCCCCCCAGACCAAGUCAAGGGGCCAUCCUACACCAAAAGCAGCACCUCUACCCCUACCCAAGAUUCCACUCCAGAUGUAAAGCCCCUGAGGACACUUCUUGGGGACCCUGUGCCCUCUGUUGCCAUCUCCAGCACUAGCCAGUCUGUCCCUCAGACUCGGCUCUCCCAGCACCCGUGCUCUCAACCACCCUCCCUCCCUCCGGUCAAGAAAGCUAGUACUGACCUUCUGGCUGACAUUGGUGGAGACCCUUUUGCUGCUCCCCAACCGGCAUCGAACUUUGCUGUCUUUGGAGGCCAGGGUACUUCCCAUGGAGGCUUUGCCAACUUUGAUGCCUUUGGGAGCAGCCCUUUCUCCUCUACAAUAGGAUGUAUACCUCCAGCUGGCCAGACUUUGUUCCAGACCCAGCCAACGCCCAUAGGCAGCAGCCAGGUGACCCCAUUUGGUGCCUCUCCUCUUGCUCCUGCCAGCCAGCCAAGUGCCCUUUCAGAUAUGAGCAAUGUCUUGGGAACUGGGAUGUCAGCUGGUGGUGUUCCUAGCAGGGCCUUUGGGACUGUUGGCCAUGUCUCUGGACUCCACACUGCUGCUUCUGGCAGUAAUAGCAGCAGCAGCAGCAGCACUGGACUUGGAUUUGGGGCUUUCACCAACCCUUUCAUCGCACCAGCUCCUCACCCACAGUUGCCUUCCACCAACCCAUUCCAAUCCAAUGGCCUGGCUUCCGGGCUUGGUUUGGGGAUGAACACUGUGGUUCCUAGCUUCUCUUCUGCACCGACCCCGGGUGGCUUCCCAGGAACUUUCUCUCCUAAUCUCUUCCCUCCACAAACCUUGCUGGUUCAGCAGCAGAAUGGCUCUGGCUUUGUGGGAUUAGGAGCAGCCAAACUGGGACAAAGGCCUGUGAACCAUCCUGCAGGGAUCUCUACUAACCCGUUCAUGACUGGAUCCUCAUCAAGCCCAUUUGCCUCCAAACCUCCUCCUACUAAUCCCUUCUUGUAGCACUGUGCCCAGGAGGACAUCCUUCCUGCUCCCUCUGCCCUCAAGUAUCCCUCUGUUCCCUACAUCCCAGGUGGCCACCUUUGUUUUUUGGCAUUACAGUGGUCUCAGCCCAAAAUGGGGAAUGACUUGCCUUGCUUUAGGUGGUGGGAAUCAUGGGGAUAAUGAAAGUGCUAAUGCUUUGCUCUGGGCUUGCAAAUAAAACACUAGCCCCUAGGCCAGUAGUCCCCCUCCCAGAGCAAUGAGAACCAUGGGAGUGGUUAUUAGAGGGGGCUGGCCCAGGUGUGUUUUAUUAUUCUAAAAUUUUUCCUUCUCUUAUCUCCCCUCUCCUCCAUACACAUGUGAUUCUCCCAGCUUCUAAAGCCUUCUCCUGUGGAGAAAGUUAUUAUAGAUGCAGGCCGACACAAAUUUCCUCCUCUUAGUGCUCUAGUCUAACCAACUGCUGGGAGGCUAAGGGAAGCUGAACCCACAGCAGGACCUUUCCCUCCAUGCUAAAGGGCCCCAUUCCUGGCUAAAACAGUGAGAAGUAUGGCUGCUGAGACCAAGGCAUGGGAAGGACAGUUGAAUGGCACUGGAGUUGGAGUACCUUCAUUCCCUGGCUUCUUUCUGCAUUGCUGAGCACUUUAGCAACCUUCUAAUCACCUUCCACCCUGGGCCCCCCCCCCAAAAAAAAAGCCUUUAUCUCUCUUGCACAAACUCCCAACCCAACCACCCCAUCUACACAUGCAAUGAUGAAAGGUUCCUAGCCUUCAUAUCAAAGCUGCUUCUAUCUUUCAUUUGUUUGCAAAAGUAUUUUGUUUGCAAAAGUUUAAUCCCUUAGCUUCUUUUCCUCUUCUCCCAAACUCAUGUCAGGCACUUUAGUUAACUGUUGGUUUGAUGUUUGGAUACCAGUGUUUUAUAAACACAAAGUUUUCUAAUAUAGCCUGUUCUACAUAUAUGUGUAUGUAUACAUACAUACGUACAUGGAUACAUACAUAUAUACAUA